Messenger RNA from Actinia tenebrosa (Australian red waratah sea anemone), 15200 nucleotides. Its product is annotated as protocadherin Fat 1. Lineage: Eukaryota; Metazoa; Cnidaria; Anthozoa; Actiniaria; Actiniidae. Gene Ontology annotation, molecular function: calcium ion binding. Gene Ontology annotation, cellular component: plasma membrane. Gene Ontology annotation, biological process: homophilic cell-cell adhesion. The record is from RefSeq and is a predicted model, not a curated record.
GUUUUGACCAGUUGUGCAGAACACACCAAGGUAUAAUCAGGCACCACGCGUGUGGCUCAGGAUUGGAAGCGAACGACUGUAWAACUAAACACCGCUGUCUUGUACGUUCAUUCGUACGUUACUUCCUGUGAAGUGCGGAGUCUCUGUGCUUAGUAAGUCGGAUGUUUGUGGUAAGAUCUAAGGAGUCCUAACUGUCUACUAACCAGUCGAAAAUUGACUGCUGAUGUAACUUCCAAAGUGGCACUCGUUUCUUUAGACGAAUUCUACCGAUAUUGUACUUCUUUUGAAAAACUACAAAGGAAUGUCAAUAAUUGUUGUCUACUUGCUGAAACUGCUGAGCUAGGUGAUUUCUAUUUUGAAUGAAGAGCGGUUGUUUUAGACGAGUGGAAUUGAUGGUUUCAACCCAGGAGGGUUCGAUAACGCUUAUGCUAACAAUAUCUAGCUCUACCUAAAGUACUUUGAAUUGACUUCCAAGAUGCGACGUAACCGCUUUGUUUUGACGUUUCUCAURCUUUUGAGUGGACUCUCAAAAGUUAGCGAAAGUAAGCUCAUAAAGAUGCCGAGACAAAGAUCAAGCAAUCAAGCGGACGCUCGCAAACCUAUUUCUGUAAUYAAAGAUGUUGUACCUACAUAUACUCUUGAAUAUCGAUCACAAAACCCAAAAGAAGUKAAAUUUACCAGUGGAGGAAUUUAUCAAGCUUCUAUCGAAGAAAUAACUCCGUUGGAAACUAGAAUAAAAUGUGAUUUAAAAAUGGGAGUUUACUCACAGAACGUCAAAGUUGAUUUUAUCAUCACUCGUGGAAACGAACAAGGUGCCUUCAGAGUCAAAACUCGCCGGGUUACAGACUUUUACUUCAUGGAUAUAAUCAAUGUUAAACGGUUAAACAGAGAAAGUAAUCCAGUUUAUGAACUAACUGUGGUAGCUCAGGAUUCUGCUUCGAAGAGAACACUAGACACCACAAAAGUAAACAUUAGUGUGGCGGAUUCUAACGACAACCGGCCAAUAUUUUUGGAAAAGAACUACAUUGUUUCUCUUUCCGAGGACACGGCCAUGCAUACAUCGAUUGCUAGAGUGCAGGCUGUUGAUGCUGAUUCUGGUCCAAAUGGAUUGGUUUAUUUUUCAUUCAGAGAAAAAACUACACAUUUUGCUAUAAAUCCCACUUCAGGAGUUGUUACUGUUACUCGAAAGCUUGAUAGCACAAGGAGCAAAGUGCACCGACUUACAAUUGUAGCUCGUGAUAGAGCUUUAGUCAAGCCGAAAAGUACGAAAAGCGGAAAGCUAAUCAUAAAAGUAAUUCCUGUGAACCAGUUUUCACCUGUGAUAUCUAUCRAACAACAGCUGUCCGGUAUUGAUGAAGGAAUUUCUGGGGUUGUUUAUGCAACGUUGUCAGUGACUGAUAAUGAUAAAGGAGUCAAUGGUCAUAUCGAUCGAGUGCAGAUUACAUCAGGAAAUAAUGAUGGGGUAUUUGGGAUUAAAUCUCCAACGAGAGAUAGCAAUAAUUUCACCACUGACUUGAUGAUUGUAAAGCCAUUGGAUAGAGAGAGUGCUCCUUAUGGCUACAACAUCACCAUCACUGCUUUUGAUGCUGGGUCACCAAGAAAAAAUAGCUCCAUCUCACUGAGGGUCUUUGCUAAGGAUGUCAAUGACAAUAACCCUGAAUUUGUCCAGCAAAGUUAUACUGCCAAGAUAUCUGAGUUAGCUCCACCUUUUACAACUGUUGUAUAUGUUUCAGCAACAGACAAAGAURCUGGAAAUAAUGGAGAAAUUUUGUACUACAUUACAAAAGGCAAUGAUGGAGGAAAAUUCAAGGUCAAUUCUGUUACAGGCCAGGUGUACACAACUGGAUAUUUAGACUUUGAAAGUAAGCAAAGUUUUGAUCUUCAAAUUGCAGCUUUGGAUGGAGGGUCUACUCCAUCUCGACGGUUAUCGCAUGUCCAAGUUUUUAUUCAAGUUGUCGAUGCCAAUGAUCAUGAUCCAGUCUUCAAAGAAUCAUCGUACAAGAAGGAUCUGUAUGAGGACUUGACUGCUGGCACUAGUGUCCUAUCUGUUAGUGCUAAGGAUAAAGAUUUCAGCAGCAAUGGAGAAAUUCAGUACAGCAUUGCAAAUAUAGAACCUGUGCCAUUUUCUAUUGGAGCUAAAACUGGUAUCAUAACAGCUACCACUAAUCUAGACAGGGACAAAGGACUUCAAGAAGUUAUUCAUCUCAAAGUGAGAGCCUCAGACUUUGGCUCUCCCAUGCGAAGGGAGACUGAGACAAUCAUAAAGUUUAAAAUCCAUGCGAUGAAUGACAAUCCUCCAAUUCUGAAACAGCACAAUUGCAAUGUUAAGCUAGAUCGUGAUGCUCCUCCUGGAGUGCUGAUUGCAACAUUACAAGCUGUAGAUGUUGAUGUUAGUAAACAAAAGCAAAGUCUUGCCUACAGGUUUACAUUUGGCAACACAGGAAACACCUUCAGKCUUGACAGUAAAACUGGUGAGUUGAGGACUAGUAAAACUCUUUACAGUGCACAGACAGAGUACAAUCUCUACAUCAAAGCCUUUGAUGGUGUACAGGACUCCCCCGAUAGCCAUCCAGCUAUUUUUAAAGUUCGAAUUGUGAGUGGUCGAGAGGCAAGAAAGCUUCAAAAUCAUGUCCACACUAGUUGCAGUGCAGUUUCUUCACAUUAUACCAAUGCUCUGAAACAAAUAGAAGAACAGAAAAAAUUUAGACCGAUUCCUCCUGUGACUAGAUAUCGGGUUAAGCUUCRCAACAGACAUGCUCCUGUGUUCCGCUCCCAUAAUCAAAGAGUAUAUAUAAAAGAGAAUGCAGCAAAUGGCACAGUACUUGCAAACCUGGUAGCCACAGAUCAAGAUAAAGGAUAUAAUGGACUUGUGCUGUAUUCAAUUGUUAAUGGUGAUAUUGACAGCGUUUUUGGCAUUAACAUGUACACUGGAGAAAUAUUUACUAGAAUGGGCCUGGAUAGAGAAAAUAGAGACUCAUAUACAUUGAAUAUCUCAGCCUCUGACUGCGGCAAAAGACACAAAACAGCAUACACCACUCUGAAAGUUAACAUCCUAGAUGUUAAUGACAACAACCCAGUAUUUAUCAAGCCUGAAUAUGAUGUCAGACUACCAGAGAAUGUUACUGUUGGACAGUCUGUCAUCCAUGUCAGUGCUGUUGACCAAGAUGAGGGUUCCAAUGGGAGGGUAACUUAUCAUCUAGUAAGUGAUUUUGAUGGUAAGUUUAGAAUUGACCAGUCAACAGGUUUGAUUACUGUUGCUGCUCCUCUUGAUUAUGAAGAGAGAUCAAGUUAUUCCAUUGAAGUGCAGGCCCUUGAUGAUUCCAGUGAUGACCAGAAAGAAGGCCGCGCGGUUGUGCACUUGACUGUUCUUGAUGUCAACGACAAUGCCCCAAUAGCCAAGCCAAACCAAUUCAAUGUGUCUAUACCAGAAGAUCUUCUGGUUGAUGCAGUAGUUACAAGUAUUUUAGCCGUGGACCGGGAUUCAGGGAAAGGUGGRGAAAUCAUGUAUUCGUUUGAAAAACGAACUAGGAAGUUCAAGAUCGACGCAGAGAGCGGAGUAAUAAGACUGCGACGAAGAUUGAACUUUGAGGUGCAGUCGGUUUACAAUCUCACAAUUACUGUCUCGGAUAUGGGAUCCCCAGGGUUGUCUUCCAAGGUUUAUGUUAUUGUUAAUGUACUUGAUGUAAACGAAAACUACUUGAAACCUGUGUUUACAGGCGGGAAAGUCCUUAAAGCUGCUGUUUACGAGAACUUGGAAGCAGGAACAGUAGUUUUACAUGCCACGGCAACGGACAAGGACUCUUGGUACGUGAAGUACGCUAUCAUUGAUGGUACAGGGGUGGAUAAGUUUGUUAUUGACCCCGAUACGGGUGCGGUUAGAACCACGCAGAGACUUGACCACGAAGAAGCGGAUCACUACUGGCUGACUAUACAAGCAAAAGAUGGCGAAAUUCGUCCCUUGUUUACCAAUAUUCCAGUGCUCAUAGAAGUACUGGACGUCAAUGACGAAGCACCGUACUUCAAGCCGUUGAUGUACUAUCCAUCGGUACCGGAGAACCAACCUGCAGGAACAAGUAUCCUGAAGCUAACGACCAUCGACCCUGACUCGGAUGGCUCAAAGCUGAUUUACACCAUAGUCAAAGGCAACGAAGAUAACAUCUUUACCAUUGAUCGAAAGACUGGGUUUAUCACAACCGUAAAAGAACUCGACAGAGAGUCUGUCAAUGAACAUAUGCUCAGUGUAAUGGCAACGGAUGGUGGCAUUCCCCCUAAAAGCGCCACUGUCAGCUUUACGGUGAAAGUCACAGACGAGAAUGACCAGUCCCCAGUAUUCACAGAGUCUCAGUACGUAGCCACUACGAUACCCAGAAGCUCUAAAGACUCACCCUCGGAGGUGUUCCGGGUUCUUGCUACAGACAAGGAUGAAGGGUCAAAUGCAAAUCUGGAUUACUCUAUAGUCGAUGGCAACAAGCUCAAGAAGUUUUCGAUAAACGCCAAUACGGGGAUAAUGUACUGUGACACUGAAUUGACCGAUGGUGAAUCGUAUGAUUUGACAGUCAAUGCUGCUGAUAAUGGGAAACCAAAGAGAUCAUCUAAUGUUACUGUCAUUAUUGAUGUUGUCGAAAGUAAUCCUCCAAGUCCAAGCACCCCUGCUUUCUGGGAGAAUCGCUUCACAGGGGAUAUAGCUGAAGACAAAGAAGUUGGUAGCUUUGUGGCGGCAUUAGGAGCAGAAGAUCUUGACAACGACCUAAUAAGUUUCUCCAUUGAGUCAGGCAAUAUUGGCAACAAAUUCACUAUUGAAAGACUGGGAGGYUUUGUUACAGUUGCUCAAAAACUGGAUCGUGAAGAGAGGAGUUCUUAUACUUUGGUUGUAAAGGCUUCGGAUAAUCACAACUCGGCAACAACACAGCUUGUUAUCAAUGUUUUGGAUGUGAAUGACAAUGCGCCUCAACCAGAGCGACGCGAGUACAGGGCAGACGUGUCUGAGGAUGCUCCUGUAGGGAAACUUGUUACCACUGUAAAAGCAAACGACCCCGAUGCAGGUGUGAACGGCGAGGUAGAGUACUCAAUCGUAGGCUCCUCAAAACCCAAAUCAGCAUCCCUUUUCAAACUCGACAGCGCUUCAGGCAAGAUUCUAACUACUGCAGUCUUAGACUACGAGGACAUCAGAGAACACGUGUUAAUGAUCAAGGCGUCCGAUCGAGGAAGCCCCAAGAAGGCCACUUUAUUCUCUCUAGUAAUCUCAGUCUUAGACGUGAACGACCAUAAACCACUCUUCGUCCAACCACUGUAUGACUCAGAAAUUCAUAUCACUUCUAAGAUUGGAACUCCAGUACUCAAGGUUAUGGCCUCGGAUAUGGACGAUGGCACCAAUGCCAAACUUAAAUAUACCAUUGUUGAAGGAAACGCUAAUGGUUCUCUGUCAGUGGAUCAGAAUUCUGGUGUUGUGAGUGUCAGUAACAAACUGAAUCCAAGUAUCAAGGAAUACACGUUGAAAGUCCAGGCAGCUGAUGGCGGGAAACCUUCACUUGCCAGUCAGACUACAGUCAAGGUGAAGGUCCGUGGUGUGCUUGAGAGCUUUUCAUUCGAUAGACCAACAUACCGAGCAAGCAUAGCAGAGAACACCCCAUACGGACAGGCUUUGGUCAGGGUACUGUACAAUGGAAUCAUGCCAGUAUAUGAAAUAGUCCCUUCUUCAAGCCCUUGUUGGAAUUACUUCCUUAUACAACGUCAGUCUGGCGUGGUUAUCAACAAGGUUGCAUUUGACGCAGAGGCCAUCAGCCAUUGCAAAUUUCAAGUWCGYGCCUCCAGUAUYGACGGUCAGCAGUCAACAGCAAUGGUGGAUGUCCAGAUCUUGGAUCAGAAUGACAAUCCUCCUACCUUUGCGCAUGACAAGUUUAUUGGUCACGUGGUAGAAGGUUUCCCGGCAGGCUCUCCUGUACUKGACGCYAAGGGUAMACCACUUGUCACYAAUGCAACAGAUAUCGAUGUCAGUGAAAGUGGUAAACUCACGUAUGAGAUCGUUGAACUAAGUGCAAGAAGUGCGUUAUCUAUUCAUCCGGCUACAGGCGCCAUUACUACCAACAAGGUACUGGACUACGAAACUACAGCCUCAUACAAGUUCAAGGUCAAGGUUACCGAUUCAGGUAGCCCAAGACUCUCUACAUUCACGGAUAUUGAAGUCAAAGUCAUCGAUGUCAAUGAUGUUGCACCAGUAUUCUCCACCCCAAUGUAUCAUGCCACCAUCUUUCUCCCAACCUUCCUUGACACAAUGGUUGUUAAAGUAAAAGCCAAAGAUGACGACAGUGCAGCGCUGACGAACCUUACGUUUUCAUUGGCAAAAGAUGACGUAAUGGRAGAAAUGUUCCAAGUCGGUGUCUUCAGUGGAGAUGUUACUGUAAGAGACCCUUCAAAGAUGRGACAAGGGAAAUACUUGUUGAAUGYCGUUGCUAGCGAUGGGAACUUGACAAGUCGUGCCCAAGUAGACAUCACUUGCAGAGRUCUUCCUGUCAACGCAUUACAGUUUAGAGAACCCAACUACACAGCGUCUGUCUUGGAAGGUGUGAGCAGCGCUAAAGAACUACUCAUUCCACAAGCCAUUGGUUAUCCCAUUGGGGAGUCCAUUACCUUUUCCAUCGUCAAUCCUUCGGAUCUCUUCAAAGUCAACCCGAGCACCGGCGUCGUUAGCAUUCUGGCAGACAAGAGUCUUGACCGAGAGACCAUCGACUCGUACAAGGUGGUGAUCCAAGCACGUGACACCAAUAUGCCUCCACAGAUUGCGCAAACCAUUUUGAAUGUGAUGGUGGAUGAUGUGAAUGACAACAAGCCUGAGUUCAUGGGUGUACCUUAUUAUAUUGUACURCAGCUGGGGGUACGAAAAAACAGCAUCGUUGGCAAGGCAACAGCACGAGAUGCAGACAUCGGAAGUAAUGGAGAAAUAAGAUAUGUUCUAAAGGGUGGAGAUGGCGGUUACUUCAAGAUUGAUCACAACACCGGUGACGUCAUCGUCAGUAAAUCCCUAGAUGACGUCAUUGUUCCCAAGCUCUUCACUCUGGUCGUCGAAGCAAGUGAUAAAGGUCGGACUCCUUUUAGUACCGAGGCUGAGGUGAAAAUCAAGGURGUUGACAGAGAGACUCCUGUGUUUGAUCAGCUUUCGUUCAGUAAGACGAUUCCAGAAGAUUCUGCUGUUGGUACUGUAAUCACUCGUGUGACUGCAAGAAGUCCUAAUGGUGUGGAGGUCCUGUACAGUAUUACCCAAGGGGAUCCUCUCAAUCAGUUCUCCAUUGAUUUUAAAAGUGGUAUUAUAACAGUUGCUGCUCCUCUGGAUUACGAAGCGAUGCCAUUGUACAAACUAACUGUCCGAGCCACCGAUGCCAAAACCUCAGCUCAUGCUGAAGUAGCAGUGGACGUGACGUUAACCGAUGUUAACGACAUUGCACCAGUCUUUAAUCGUUCUUUUUACCUUGCAAAAUCUGUCGAGAAUACUCCGGUUGGRACUCCUGUGUUAACGGUCGAGGCCUUUGAUGGCGAUUCAGGAAUGAAUAAGAAGAUCUUCUACAGCAUUCAAAAUAUAAGCAAGGAAAACCAGUAUUUCACGAUUAACGCGACCUCAGGUGUUCUCUCAGUCGCCAAGUUACUAGACUACGAACGUCACGUGGUUCACGAGAUGAUCAUUGUAGCAUCUGAURKCGGGGYUCCUGUGUUGACCGGAGAAACGCGCGUACGCAUUGUCCUGGAAGACGCCAAUGAUAACCCGCCAACRUUUGAAAAGACAAUGUAUGCUGCAUCAAUACUUGGUACUGCUGGACCAGGCCACUUCGUCAUGCGCGUCAUGGCAACCGAUCCUGACGACGAUGACGUCAGCAAGCUGAAAUAUUCUAUCGUAUCAGGCCAAGGCAAGCAACAUUUCAAUAUUGACCCCAAGAGUGGUGUUAUUACACUCUCGCGUAUCGUUGGCAUUCAGAGAGGCAAGGUAUAUGAUUUAGAGGUGUCUGUAAGUGAYGGUCAACACGAUGCCAAGACUGAAGUACGAGUGAUCAUCGGUGACACCAACAGUCAUAGUCCUGUCUUCAGCAAAGAUGUCUACAGGGUGGACUUCCACGAGAACUACCCUGAAGGAACCUUCGUUACCAUGGUAUCUGCCACUGAUUUGGAUUCUGGAAAUUUCGCGCGAAUUAGCUACUCCAUCGAUAGCGUUGAUGCCAUGCGCARGUUUAGGAUUGACGCUGACACUGGCAUGAUUUACAGCAGGCUCAUGUUCGAUCGGGAGAACGCCUCUCAAGCUGUCAUGGCUGUUCCUGUACGCGCAACGGACGGAGGAGGAAGAUUUGGCUUCUGCAUUGUUGAGGUGUAUCUUCUGGACGAAAACGACAAUCAGCCCAAGUUCGAGUUCAAGCAGUACGAAACAACUAUAUCCCUCUCUGUUGCCUUAGGAACACAAGUCUUGAUGACGUUGGCCAUCGAUGACGAUGCYGGAAGUAAUUCAGACUUGACGUACUUGAUCCUUGGUCACCAGACUCCUCCCGUCUUCUCUAUUGAGCGAAWCACURGUGUCAUAAAAGUAGCUCGUAAACCGGAAGUGAAAGCAUACAACUUUUUUGUKCUGGUCAGAGACAAYGGAAACCCACAGCUUCGAAAUCUUGUUCCAGUGAAAGUGACAGUCCUACCAACUGMUGUUAAGAUUCUCCAGUUUGAGCAGUCCAAGUAUGAUGUGAGGGUCCCAGAAAGUGAAUCAGUAGGAGARRUAGUCAAGUCCCUGCGUCUUAUCGUUCCUACUGGAACUAAUCCAGCAGUACAGUAUAGUAUUGUUCGUAGUAAUUCAGACUCAAGCUUUCAAGGGAAGACAUUCACUGUCGAUUCGUCUGGAAGGAUCCGAGUGGCUGGGAUACUGGACUAUGAGACUAGUAAGCGAUACGUCAUGGUGGUGGAGGCAAAUGCGUCAUCUGUUCACCAAGUAGCACGCACAGCAGUCGUUAUUAAUAUCGAUGAUGUGAAUGACAACAAACCAACCUUUGUAUCCAAUCCUUAUCGUGUCAGUAUCCCAGAAAACAUCGAUAUUGGUUCCAAGGUUCUGCGCGUGUUUGCGGAAGACCUGGACAGURGGAGUAAUGGUGAGGUGCUCUAUUCUCUAUCACCCGGUGACCCAGAGGUUAUGCAAAGCUUUGAAAUCAAUCCAAAUACUGGCUGGAUAACCACAAAAGGCGCUCUGGAUCGCGAARUAAGAAGUUCCUUUACAUUCAGAGUGCGUGCGAUUGAUCGCGGUUCAAAAAGYCAGUUAUCAAGCGAGACGGUCGUUSGAGCAACCAUCUUGGACGUCAAUGACUCUCCACCAAAGUUCAGUCAACAGGAGUUCAAAGCAUCAAUCAAAGAAGACGCCCUUAUCGGUCAGACCGUAGCAACGAUUACUGCAGUCGACAGUGACGAGAAGUCGGAUCUAUUUUAUUUUAUUCUGUCUGGGGACCCUCAGGCUAAGUUUGGAAUCGAGCGCAAGACUGGGGUGAUCUUUGUCCAUGGCGGUCUUGACYGUGAAUCGGUUUCGAGCUAUAAACUGAAUGUCAGCGCAUCAGACGGGCUGUACACCAGCUUCACACAAGUCAAGAUAGACAUUGARGAUGCUAAUGAUAAUGCUCCUAUAUGUACGCAGUCUAUUUACGUCGAGAGAAUGGCCGAAGAUUCUCCGAUUGGUAGCCGAGUACUGACUGUUUCUGCUAUAGAUGCUGAUAMCGGGGUGAAUGCGGAGCUGAAUUUCACUGUCUAUGGUCAAGGUGUGGGUGUCUUCACUGUUGACAGGAAUACAGGUCACAUGUCUAAUCUAGUGUCCCUAGACCGGGAGACAAGACCAUACUACAAUUUCAUGGUGUCAGCGGCCGAUAUUGGAGGACAAUCCUGCUUCACCAACGUCACCGUUCUUCUAGAUGACGUCAACGAUAACAAACCUGUUUUCACGCAGAGACGAUACCUCACUUCAGUCUACGAGGACGCACCCCUGAAAAAAGUGUUGCUUCAAGUCAAGGCUGAAGACGCAGACAUCGGCGUGAAUCGCAAGAUCUCGUACUCUUUGAUCACAGAUGCUCAAGGGACUUUUGAGAUUGAGGCAGGGACCGGAAUGAUAUCACUGAGCAAACCCCUCAAUAGAGAGCGCAAGGAAAACUACACCAUCGAAGYGAAGGCCCAAGAUGGCGGAGAUCCCUCUCUUUGGUCAAGAGCUGUCGUCGAGGUACAAGUCUUGAACAUCCAUGACGUACCUCCYGAAUUUACGAAGGACGUUUACCAUUGCAAUGUGAGCGAAAGCGCAAGUAAGGGCACACGUAUUGCAACUGUGCGAGCUAUCAGCCGGGAAUCAAGCAGAGAUGUGAUUACUUACAAGAUACUCAAGGGAUCAAAUUAUAAACUUUUUAAGAUCAACUCUAAGUCAGGUACCAUUAGGGUYGUUGGUAGAUUAGACUACGAGAAGACCAAGUCGUACACGCUCACAGUCAUGGCAAGCGAUACAGGACCUUCGGUUCUCACCAGCACGACUUUGGUCAAGAUCGAUAUCACAGACGCUAAUGACAACAGGCCAGUCUUCAGCGAGAAAAGCUACGCCGCCAAGGUGGAAGAGAACUCAAUCGUUGGUACUUUUGUGCUGCAAGUGUUCGCCACAGACCUUGAUACCGGUUCCAAUGGUGCUAUUCGGUACUCCAUUCAGAACGGCAACAGCGGAGGCAGGUUUGAAAUCAAUGGGGAUACUGGUGUUAUAACCGUGGCGGGUAUAAUCGACAGAGAGGAGACUUCUGAAUACCGACUUGUCAUCCGCGCGUUUGAUCGAGGAAGUUCGCCAUUAAUGUCAGAGACAGAAGCGAUGAUUACUGUAACUGAUGUAAACGAUAAUCCACCGUCCUUGACUCAAAAUAACCUUACAGUUUCUCUGCAAGAAARCAGCCCGCUGGAAAGUAAAGUUCUGCAUUUGCGGCCUCAUGACAAAGACGGCCCAGGAAAUGGCUCACCUUUUACCUUUACGCUCAUCUCUGGCGAUGCGUCGAAGUUUACUCUCAAACCCAAUGGCUUGAUUACAAAAACUGGCGCUGUUUCCCUUAGCGACGGUGCGUAUGUGUUACGCAUUCUUGUAGCAGAUAGUGGUCAUCCUCCGCAGAGUAGAGAAAUCACCGUGGUUGUUAAGGUAGUAAAAAGCGUUACCCACCCGCCUCAAGUCAAACCGCUGUCCAUUUAUGUCAAUCUCUAUGAAUCGAAUUUCAACGGUGGGGUCAUUGGAAGAGUCAAAGGCCUCGACCCUGAUGGUGAUAAAUUAGUAUUCUCCUUCGUUGAUCCUCCAAGACAAUCUUCACUGAGAAUAACGAAUGAAGGUACCGUGCGCGCAAAGGCGGGGCUAUCCAGUGGAAUCACGAAGCUGAACGUUAGUGUGACAGAUGGAAGGUUUACAGUGUACACCAGCGUGACCGUGAUCGUUUCUGAUAUAACGAACGAACUUCAGAGCAAUUCCGUCACGUUGCGGUUAUCCCAGAUGAGCGCAGGUACCUUUGUUGAUAAGAACUUCGAAAAAUGCAAGGAUUUUUUUGCCCGUUAUUYGUUGGUGGCGCCUUCGAAUAUCCACAUUUGGAGUAUGCAGUCUGCUUAUGACGAUCUUGAUGUUGUGAUCGCUGCUAGGAGAACAGAUAAGGGUCUUUUCGACCCAAGUUAUGUAAUUGGCAUGUUGAAUCGGUCACGAAACGCCUUCGAAUCCCAAGUUGGUGUACGUUUGUCCUCUACUGGUAUCAGUCAGUGCCAGCUACUGGACUGCCCCAAACGCUUCACCUGUAAAGAUGUAUACAAGCCAGAAAACAAACAAAUACGAGUCAUGUCUGAUGAAACCAGUUACAUCUCCUACGAGCAUUCUAGGAGUCACACGUGCACUUGUAAUGACAAGUCAGGUGGGUGUGCUACGGAUAUGAUCGGUAAAUGUGCCGCUAACCCCUGCGCCUCGGGGUACAAGUGUACUGACUUCUCAGAGGGUUACCAGUGCAAGUGCGUGGAUCCUACCAAGUGUGAUAUGGACACAACAGGGUGUGAGGAUGCCUCGUGUAUUAAAGGGUCAAAUUCACGAUCAUUCAGUGGAAAAAGCUUUAUUCGUUAUAAGUUGAAGGAGACGUUCAACCAACCUUCUCGAUCAGUUGGUCUCGCCAUCAAGACUGUCAAGAGCGAUGGAACAUUAGUGUUUGCCGCUGGCCAGUAUGACUACAGCAUCCUUGAGAUCGUCAAAGGUUUCGUUCAACUUCGGUUUGACUUUGGAAGCGGUGCAGCGGUUGUCAGUAUCGAUUGGUCCCCGGUGARUGACGGGAAGUGGCAUCACGUGGCUGUUGAACGACAAGGUAACCACGCCACCUUGAUUCUUGAUCGCGGUAAACAUCAAGCCUCUGGCCAGUCCCCUGGGAGAAUGCGCAUCCUGAAUCUCGAUGACAACUCGAUCUAUUUUGGAGGCAAGGUUAUCAAUGCACGAGUGAAACGUUCAUCAGGCCAAGGUCCUGUUGUUGAGAACGGAUUCAAAGGAUGUAUGCAAAACUUAAACCUGAAUGGAAAAGAUUUACCGAUGUCAGGUUCUGAUGCAUUCGCGUCUGGAUACCCAACCAACGCCCCUGCUGGAUGCAGUACAUCCGGGGCAUGCCGUAUCCCUAACACGUGCCCUAAAGCGAGUGCGUGCAUCGAGACAUUCAGUGGAAGGCGAUGCGAGUGCCUGCGGGGACACUCGGGCCCAGACUGCAAGCCGUUUAUCACCUGCUCAGGCAACCCAUGUCAAAAUGACGGUGUAUGUACUGACACGCCCCGUGGCUAUCGUUGCACUUGCCCUAAAGAUUACACUGGAUAUCAAUGCCAUGUGUUUAUUGGAGCAUGCGCAAAUGCACCUUGUAAGAAUGAUGGUUUGUGCUUGCCUUUGCCGUCUGGUGACUACAAGUGCGAAUGUCCAGUUGGAGUCAGCGGUGUUAACUGUGAGAUCGACCGAAGACCAUGCUCCAGUAACCCCUGUUAUUUUAACGGCAACUGCACCAAUCUUAGAAAAGACUUCCAUUGUUCCUGUCCACGUGGUUUGUCAGGAAAGCGCUGUGAACUGGGCUUCCACUGCAACCGCAUGCCAUGUCUAAAUGGCGGCUCAUGUGAUGUAAAGGGAGACCAAUCCAUCUGUAUUUGCACUAAAGGUUACACUGGAUUAGACUGCAGUCAGGAUGUUAACGAAUGCACCAGCAACCCUUGCAAGAACGAUGGGGUGUGUGUCAAUACUAUCGGUUCGUUCCAUUGUAACUGUUCUUCUAGUUCAUACGGAGGUCCUUACUGUAAUACAGUAUUAGCAGCCAUGACACCGGACGACAAGGAACUUCCUCUCAGUAUGGAGGCCAUUAUUGGUAUUGGAGUAGUAUUGGCUGUAUUAUUACUUAUUGUUUUAGUUAUCGUCCUUCUCCUUCGUCGUCGCGCGAAGAAGAAACGCGAACUGGAUCUCACCAAAGAAGGAGCGAAGCGAGACUCUGUUCUUAAAGUUUCGCCUCCUGUUGUGGGCUCAGAACUCGACUCACCAACACCACCCACCCCUCCCCCAAGGAUUCCUGAAUAUCCCGAGGGAGAACCACCUCGCUAUGAAUCAGAAGACACGUGGAGAAGAAACAACUCAACGCGGUCGUUCGACACCGCGAAGUCUUUGAACAACUCAGAGAGCAACGCAGAGAGAUAUCAUUGGGACUACACUGAUAUUCCUACUGAUUUGGUGCGUCCACGGGCAGGGCUUGUUAGAGAGCGCUCUGCCAGCUAUAUGGGUGUCCCAGAUGAUUCUCAAUACCCCGACGCCCCUGAUGUCCCAGAAAGGUCCGCAAGUAGAAUGUCUUCUCACAGCUCGGGUCUUGAUGUCCCUGAGGUACCACAACGACCCCGCAACUACAGACCCUCGGAAUCUGACGAUCAACACCUCGAGAUUCCUCCCAUGCCGAACAGUCGACGAAGAGCCCCCGAAUCGUCCCAAAUGUCAGGCAAAGCGUCGUCGCGGUAUUCAAUGGGUUCUGAGUACUCGGACAUGACAGAUGCCGACUACUGCAGAUCUGUUGGUGGUGAUAGCAACUAUCCUGAUUUAUUCAGGGGCCGCUUCCCCGGUCCACCCAAAGAACCAUACCCGGAGAGUGUCGACACGCUUCCGGUCGGGGUCGGACCCUACGCCCUCACUAUGAUCAGAGACUCAGAACUUGGAAGCAUGACUGAUUUCUCUGAGGACGACUUGGAACGAGUUUACCUGGGAAACAGUCGUAUGGAAGCCUGUGGAGAUUCACCUGAGAACACUUAUUUACACUCCGAGAACGCUUCUGAAGACGACAGARACAGUGAACGUCGGCUUGAACUAGAGGAUCCUGACUUUCAUCAAACAUUACAGAAAGAAAUCAAAGAAAUGAUGAGCCAGUUAGAAGAAUUGAAGCAUGAAUCAGAAUUAUAACAUAUAUAGAUCAAUUCUAGAAAGAUAGUUAUUUGUUUACAGUUAAAUGACAAAGGUAUAUUUUCGAGGAAUACCAAGUACUCUCUAGAUUCAUUUCGACAAGCAACGAGGCGAUACUUCUGUGGGAUAAACACAAAAAAUAUUAACCUAUAAAAAGUUCCUUUUUUAUUUUAUAUACUAUUUUACUCGUGUAGAAUUUUUACCAUUUUUUUACCAUUUUUUUAUCUUUUACUUUUGCUAUCAAAACAAACAAGACGACUUGCUUGUUCGGGUUAUGUUUGUUGUACAUAAUUUUGAAACAAAACRACAACAAAAAACAAAAAAACRGUGUCUUUUGAAGAGUCUUCAGAAUGAUAUUUUUAUACUUUUGAUAGUGUUUUGGUAUAAAAUACUGCUAUCUUUUACAUGUUUUUGCAACUUUACGCAAAUGAGAUUCUCGUACUUUUGAAAUAUUUUCCAAAUUUCAAACCUAUUUUUGCUUUAAAAAAACCAUACCAAGAAAUAAACCGCUAAAAGAAUCGCUAUUCUAGUAUUCAUCUCCAAAGUUUGUAGCAAGUUUGAAGAUGUUUUGCAGUUGACAAAUUUAUUUAAACGAGGUCAAAAUUAACCUCCAAAACAAAUUAUUUCAUUAAUCAUUUUAUAAAGUUCAUGACGGAUAAUUUAUUUAUCGCCUAUUAGUUUAGUACUGUUUAUAUCAUCAAAGUUGUAUAUUUAGGUAAUUUAUUUUGUGAUGUUUCAUAAUAAAUAAUAAGGUCGUUUU